CAUUGCGCACCGCCUCGAUAUUUGGUCGGAGGAACGGGGCACAGCUGCCCCGAACCCUCGUCAGCAAGGUUUUGACAUGGAAGCGAUUGGUUCCGUCGUUUGCACCGUACUCGGUACCCGUUCCCGCUGUCAGCUAGAGAGUUUAGAAAAUUUCCGACACCUCAUCCCCUUCAUAAGGCUGAGGGAUUCUCUCUUUCUCUGAAAUUAAAUAUACAGUCAUGCUUCUGCUAUUUGAGUCUGAAAGUUUGCUUUGUGUAACGUCAAUGAAUUGAUUUAAAGUUUGAGGCGUUGUUAGGAUGUUGGGUUUCGACGCCGGAUGGUCCGGAUUUGAUGUUGGAUCGUGGCUUUCAGUAUUUUGUACAAGUGUGUGCAUGCUUAGUAUUCAAUAUCUUCUUUUGAAGACGGAUAGGGCGAGAAAAGUGCUGCCGCCAGAAGUUGUGCCGACACAGACUGAGUUGUAUGCGGCAGUUGGGUGCUUUUGGCUAUCAUAUCUCGGUUCAAUCAAGACUUUACUUCAUGGAAUCAGAGGACUUCUUUGGAUUCUGUCAGAGCUUAAUUUUCUCGAUAGACCGCAAUUCCCACAUGGCACCAGCUGGCCAUCACGUUCGGAGGACAGUCCAAAACAAGAAUUCUCGGAGGCGAAACUCGGUUUACAACUAUUCAACCUUGUUAUCCUGACCUGGCAACUUCAUCAAGUCACUCUGCUGAUCAUAAAUGUCACUAUCCCAUUUAUCAAAAAGGUGCAGCAACACCCACAGUUCGCUCUCUCGCUUCUCUGCUCUCGGCUACAGUCCCUCAUCGCCUUCCUUCAACUCAUCACCAUCGGCCAGUCAUCCACAUCUCAACAGAUUCCACUCAAGCUCUGCAUCUCAGACGAGAACUCAUCCCUCUCAACAAUCCAAAAAGUCAGGUUACAACGAACGCAAACCGCUUCGCCCAAGAAAGGGCGAACACUAUCCUGGAGUCUGACGGUCGACAAGGAAGCAUUGGACGAAAUGAAAGAAACUCUUGGUCCUCCUGGUGGAUUUGGAGAGUUAGGGUUUUGUGUUGGGAAGGACGAGGUUAGAUUCGAAGCGAUGGGAAAAGGAACAAGUUUUGGGUUGAUGUUUGGGAUUGAGGACAAAGAGGAUGGGGUGGUGACCAAGCCUGCUGUGAGGCCCGUGGUAUCGGGGAGGAGGAGAAAGACGAAAUGAGCGGCUUUAUUUUACCUUGAUACUGGAGUCUGAUGAACCAGUGGGUUUUCUGAGUUGGACGAUCUACAGGCCUGGAUUGAUACCCUCAUAUGACGCGGAUGUACAGAUAUGAAUCAACGUCUGAACCUUCGGCUCACUUUCCCCUAGUGGAUUUGGACUUUUGGUGCAAGAAAA
Messenger RNA from Mollisia scopiformis, 1367 nucleotides. RefSeq lists its product as uncharacterized. The transcript has a single exon. The coding region runs from base 297 to 1193 and encodes 298 amino acids. The record is from RefSeq and is a predicted model, not a curated record. NCBI's taxonomy places the organism in Eukaryota, Fungi, Ascomycota, Leotiomycetes, Helotiales, Mollisiaceae.